GUCUCAGGGCACUUCACAUCUUCGGCGAAGAAACAAAAUGGGCAGAAAGAAGAAAUUCAUCGACAAGAAAAAGUCGGCGACCUUCCAAUUACUCGCCCGAGACUCGUCCGAUCCCAACUACGAUGACUCACCCGGCAGCGACCGAGUCUUUAUCCGAGUUGACAACAGCAGCUACCCCAUUGAUGCCUUAUUCCCUGAAGAUAAUCCUCACGACGCCUCCGGUGCCGGCGGAUACGACGACGAUCCCAAUUCGAUAUUCGCUGAUGCACCUGAGGAUGACGGCGGUGGGCAGGACUAUGGUCAAGUUUCCGGGUACUCGGUGGCUCCAUCAGCUCCUCAGCCAUUGCCGGACCACGUUAGGAGGGAGAUUCUGGAGCUAGGGUUUCCUGACGACGGUUACAACUACUUGCUACAUAUGAGGGAGAUUAGGAGUACUUCUACAGUUUAUCACAAUUCCAAGGCUAAGCUCGAUCAGCUUCCUCAUGAUGUAAAGGCAUAUGAUGCUUCAAGAGUGCGCAUUUCUGAAAAUGAGGCUCCGAAUGAGAAGGUGAUUUACAGUGUGGCUUCUAAGACGGUUAAUGUAAGGGUUCAGAAAGCGGCUGAUCCAGAAGUAUCUGCAUUGCUUGAUGAUAGUGAUCUUUCACGGUUUGGUUCUGAUAUUGAGGACUUGGAAGAAGAUUUCGUUGUUCAGGCUAACCUUGCCGCAGAAAAGGAGGGGGAGGAGGAGGAGGAGGAUGUGUGUGUAGAUAAUGGGCCAAAUAUUGUUGAGCAAUCUGAGAACAAAAAUGUGAGAAAUGAAACAAACGGAGUUGGAACAAAUAGCGUUGAGGGAGCAAAGGAUAACUCUGUGGCUGAAAAGCCACGAGUUCAUCGCCUCUUGGACGAGCAAUUUGAUUUACUUGUGAGUCAGGAAUAUGCCAGUGAUGACGAAAAUGAUGAUGAUUAUGGCUAUGUAGCUGAAGAAGAUGAGACCCUUGCAGAGAAGCUCAAACAUGCCACCCUGAAUGGCCAUGCGAGGGAUGACUUAGAACUGGACGGCGGUUAUAAGGCCCCUGCAGAUUUGCUGCGUGAUAAUGAGACAGUAAAAACGAAAGAGCUAGUGGACUCUGCUAGUGAGGUUAUUCGGCGCUGUGCCGAGUAUGCUGAGAAAUAUGAGAAUGAAGAUAAAGAUGCAGACUUGGUCAUUGUGGAGGAAUCUAGUGAUGAAUCAGAAGUGUGGGACUGUGAGACCAUUGUUUCUACAUAUUCAAAUCUUGAUAAUCACCCUGGCAAAAUCGAAGCUCCAGGAGUAGCUAGAAGGAAGAAGCUUUCUGAAACUGUUUCUGGAGCCUUUCCUCGUAAUAAAAAACCUGCUACAGAGAAGGUGAAAGAUAUAGGUGCCUUGAAAUCUGAGCAGCAGAAAAGGAAGCAACAUGGUAUGGAGUCAAAGGAGGAGAAGAAAGAGCGAAAGGCUGCUGUCAAGGAGGAAAGGCGUGAAGCACGCCGUACCAAGAAAGAAAUAAAGGAACUUUACAAGGGUGAAGCACAGCAUGCUCAGAGAGUAGCUGCUAUAUCUGGCCCUUCUUCUAUUCAUCUUAUGUGAUUGUGUUGAUCAAGAAGUUGUAUCUCUAGAUAAUUGGAAUUGUAUCACUAUUAUUGCUUCAAAUCAGGCUGUUUCUAGAAAUAUGCUUUAUAUUAAUUAGUUUGUUUAGUGAUUUUCUUAUAGGUAAGACAGAGUACUAGAUUAAUAGUCAAGACAGUGGCAUCGCUUGAGCCCGCACUUUUCGCAUGUAAUCUACGACCAACAAUGUUGAGUGAGGUGUACGCUCCAUCCCGACUGCCUCGAGUUUUAGCAGCGUAGAAUAUAAGUUGUGAUUGA
This is a messenger RNA of Prunus mume (Japanese apricot), 1858 nucleotides long. RefSeq names its product Low temperature viability protein. The record is from RefSeq and is a predicted model, not a curated record. Gene Ontology annotation, cellular component: nucleus; cytosol; preribosome, small subunit precursor. Gene Ontology annotation, biological process: ribosomal small subunit export from nucleus; ribosomal small subunit biogenesis. Lineage: Eukaryota; Viridiplantae; Streptophyta; Magnoliopsida; Rosales; Rosaceae.